GUUAGAUUCAAUAUCCUCCUCCUAUAAAUACUCUAUGCAAUUAACUAAACUCUACACAAGACUAAAACAUUUGGGCACAACAAUUCAAGGCCCUACAAAGCUACAAACAUGGAUCGUCAAAUCAAGAUUGUUCAAAAAUCCAACUAGGGUUUCACAUUGUAAAACACUUGGAAAAGUUUAAUGGAUUUGAAAUUGGAUUUAGAACAACAGUUUCUUAUGGAUGUUGAUAUUGGGGAUGAAAAUCAUGAAAUGAAGUUUGUGAGUUUUAAGGAAGUUGUUGGAGGUGGUAGUAACAUUUGUGUUGGGGGAAAACAUGAAUUAUGUGUAGGUAUCGAAAACGAGAAAGAAUCGAUUAGAAAAAGGAAAAAAGAAUGUUACUUGCCAAUGUUGGAUUGGGUGAAAAGAGUUGCAAGCAAUCCUUGUGACCCUGUGAUCGGAUCGUUGCCCGAAAGUUCGAAGUGGAAGGGUUAUGGAAAUGAGCGUGUUUGGAAACAGGUUUUAAGGGCUAAAGAGGCAAUGAGUUUGAAGGUUAAUGUUGAUUCAAAUGUUAAACAGUCUUUUUGGCAGAAGAAGCAAAAGAUGCAUCCAGAUAUGUACGAUGAGCGAACCAAGAAACCAAACACGAGAUGCAGCCAGAGGCUUAUUUCUAUAGAAGAGAAUCUGUCAACACUUUUGUCCCGAAAACCACAGGUUCUAGAUUAUUCCGAUUUAUCAUCCACUGAGAGUGAUGUAGAAGAGAAAGACUCUUUAUGGGCUUGCAAUUAUAAGAAAAAGCGAAUCCCAUUGGGCCAGGCUUUUCAAGCCGAAGUACCAAACUGGACCAAUGCAACUCAAGAAAGUGAAACUCGAUGGCUUGGGACCCGUGUCUGGCCACUUGACGAAACAGAAAACCGAACCAGUUUGAUUGAAAGAGAACCGAUUGGGAAAGGAAGACGAGGCUCGUGUGGCUGCCAGCUCAUCGGUUCUCUCGAUUGUGUUAGAUUUCACGUUGCUGAAAAAAGAUCCCGAUUGAAACUUGAACUGGGGUCCGCUUUUGUUAAAUGGAAGUUCGAUUCUAUGGGGGAAGAUGUUUCACUGGAAUGGACUAAAACGGAAGAAAAGAAGUUUGCGCGUAUAAUAAAGUCAAACCCGUGGUCUUCUGGUAGGAGUUUUUGGGAUGUACUUGUAACCAGUUUCAAGAACAGAACGAGGGCCGUUGUUGUGUCGUACUAUUUUAAUGUUUACCUCUUGCGACGUAGGGCUCACCAGAAUCGGGCUGAUCCGAGCAAUGUUGAUAGUGAUGAUGAUGAACUUGAGAAAGUUGGUGGUGAGAUAAACAACAAGCCUUUAUGCUCUCCAAAGGUGCAUUUGAAAUUCACAGCUUAUUUUUGAUGAUUUUAUACAAGUAAAGAAGUUGGGGUGCGGGGUGUAAAUGGUAAAAGAGGCAUAGCAUAGGGUGAGUGCUUGCAUGAUUUUGGUACGUUUGUUGAGAUGUAAGCACCAUUGCUUUGUUAGUUUACAAUUUUGGUAAUACUAUCUAUAUAUAGUAGUAUAUGAUGAUUUUGAUUCUAUAAUUGGACUCACAAGAGUUGAGCCUGUGUUUGUUUCUUGAAGUUAGAUUCGAUACAAUUAAGU
Helianthus annuus (common sunflower) is the source of this 1614-nucleotide messenger RNA. RefSeq names its product AT-rich interactive domain-containing protein 1. The record is from RefSeq and is a predicted model, not a curated record. The transcript has 3 exons. The coding region runs from base 181 to 1371 and encodes 396 amino acids. NCBI's taxonomy places the organism in Eukaryota, Viridiplantae, Streptophyta, Magnoliopsida, Asterales, Asteraceae.